Molecule: messenger RNA, 1125 nt
Organism: Meriones unguiculatus (Mongolian gerbil)
Lineage: Eukaryota; Metazoa; Chordata; Mammalia; Rodentia; Muridae
Product: zinc finger protein 120-like
Exons: 5
Biological process (GO): regulation of immune system process; regulation of cytokine production; negative regulation of transcription by RNA polymerase II
Source: RefSeq, a predicted model, not a curated record
AUGUCUGUCAGCUUGACCGUUCUGCGGGCUGCUCCCCUAUCCCGGACAACGGCUCACUCCUUUCUGUGCUCAGAUCCUGGGCUACUUGGGGUCUCAACUGCGGAGACAGUUGACAGGGUUGACAGACGACAACCCUUGCAAGAGCCCUUGGUGGCCCAGGAGACAUGGAGACUGGCUUCGGGGGCAGAUGCUCAGCCCCAAGAGGAUGCUGAGCUCCUGGAUCACAUGGCGAAUUCGGUAACCUUCAAUGAUGUGUAUGUGAAAUUCAGCCAAGAAGAGUGGGCUUUGCUGGAACCUUCCCAGAAGCAACUCUACAAAGAUGUGAUGCUAGAGACCUGUGAAAACCUCACUGCUAUAGGCUACAAUUGGGAUGACCAUAAUAUUGAAGAACAUUUUCAAACCUUUGCAAAAAGCAGUCAGCUCAUACGGCAUAAAAGAACACAUACUGGAGAGAAACCUUAUGAAUGUAACCAGUGUGGUAAAGCCUUUGCACAAAACAGUCAUCUCAUAAGCCAUAAAAGAACACACACUGGAGAAAAACCUUAUGAAUGUAAUGAGUGUGGCAAAGCCUUUGCAGAAAACAGUACUCUCUUAAGCCAUAAAAGAACACACACUGGAGAGAAACCUUAUGAAUGUAAUGAGUGUGGCAAAGCCUUUGCAGAAAACAGUACUCUCUUAAACCAUAAAAGAACACACACUGGAGAGAAACCUUACGAAUGUAACCAGUGUGGUAAAGCCUUUGCACAAAACAGUCAUCUCAUAAGACAUAAAAGAACACACAUUGGAGAGAAACCUUAUGAAUGUAACCAGUGUGGUAAAGCCUUUGCACAAAACAGUACUCUCUUAAGCCAUAAAAGAACACACACUGGAGAGAAACCUUAUGAAUGUAACCAGUGUGGUAAAGCCUUUGCAAAAAACAGUCAUCUCAUAAGCCAUAAAAGAACACACACUGGAGAGAAACCUUAUGAAUGUAACCAGUGUGGUAAAGCCUUUGCACAAAACAGUGCUCUCAUAAGCCAUAAAAGAACACACACUGGAGAGAAACCUUAUGAAUGUAACCACUGUGGUAAAGCCUUUGCACAAAACAGUACUCUCUUAAGCCAUAAAAGAAGACACACUGGAGAG